Molecule: messenger RNA, 4629 nt
Organism: Eriocheir sinensis (Chinese mitten crab)
Lineage: Eukaryota; Metazoa; Arthropoda; Malacostraca; Decapoda; Varunidae
Product: condensin-2 complex subunit G2-like
Exons: 27
Coding region: 424-4224 (1266 amino acids)
Biological process (GO): mitotic sister chromatid segregation
Cellular component (GO): nucleus; condensin complex
Source: RefSeq, a predicted model, not a curated record
AAUCAAGUACUCAUAUAACUUCGCAUAUGAAUGAUAAAAUCUACGAACGAAAACAACGCCUGGAAAAUUUCACCAAACAUUUUUUUCUCGAACAGGGCAAGACGUGCAAGAGUGUGCGUCAUGCUCUGGGUGAACCGCCCCAAGAAACAGGUGCUCGCUUCGGUGGUCGGGAGGAGAGGAAAUGUUUCGAUAAGAUAACCAGGGGCGACAUUCUCGAACCCAUACGUGAUCGUAAGCCACACUUACCUCCACGUAGCGCCUUCACCGCAAUUCUCGAAGCGCUACGUCAUCGCGCGGCGAGCAAUGUUGUGUAUUGUUACGAUGGUGUCGGUCAGUGCAGGACUACCUCUGGGCUUGGGAGUGCGCUGACAUCACGAGGCGGCUGGUGCAACGUUCAUGACCAGCUAGGAUACCAACAGCGAGAUGGCCAAGGAACAGCUGCUGCAGGCUGUGGAAGACCACGAUGCCAAUCAGUUCCUCAAGCUUAUUCUGAGCCAUGAGAAAAAGAGUAAAUCUGUGGACUUGGAGGAAAUUUUACUGGAGCUGAGCCAGGAUGAGGUGACUCACAUCUGGGGUGGCUUGCAAGCCUGGGCAGAUGAGCAAAUAACAGCUUUUAUAGCCAAGGAAGAGCAGUGUCUGGCUGAAGCUCAGGGACAGGGAAGAGAAACUGCUGCUGAUGACACAGGCAAUACAAGCAAGGAGCCUAAGGCUGAAUACAAUGAAAAGCUGCUGGAGAGUAUUGUUAAGUUUGGCGUCAUAUACGUCAACACACACAAGGACAGCGACACCAUCUUCAUCCCUGAGAAGUUUCUGGAGCUGACAUUGUUGAUGCAUGAAAUGAUGACUGUGCUGGAUGGAGCAGUGAAGGUGGCAGUGGUGGCCUUGUGUGAGCUGUGGUGGCUGCAGGACCUGGAGACUCGGGACCUUAUGAUAGCCAAUACAUUGUUUCACCUGGUGGAGGCUGCCAUCAGAAAGGGGGCACAGGUGAAGGAUGUAGUGCGGCUGUGGAAGAUUCACGAUGCCCUUGACACUAUGGACCUGAUUAGCCCCAGCAAAAGGGAUUUUGUGGAAAUACUGACCUCCACUGCAUCUUGCCCUGUCUUUCUGAAGUGUGAUGCGGGCAUCAAGUGGCUGGUAAAGCUGUUCUCUUGGCCCUCGCUCAUUGGUCCCCUGCACAAAGAGAUAAGACUGGCCAUCCCUGAGUGUACAAAUGCACAGAGCGAGAAGUACGGAGAGAUCUACUUUAAGGCGUGGAAAGUCAGCCAAGGUGAUGCCAAGAAGGCCAUAGAAGAAGACUGCAUCCAGGAUCUGAUGUACACAGCCAUCCAUGCCAAUCCCAUGCCGUGCCGUCCCUCUGCCAAUCUCCACCGCCUGCUGCACCACAUCCACAGCUACAAGAAGCAGAGGGCUGCCAGCACACUCAUCACUGAACUAUAUCAGCCCAUCCUUUGGAGAUCUUUUAAAGUAGCCAAUGGAUACGUGCGAAUGAAUGCCACUGGGUUGCUGUGUGACGCCUUUCCCAUGACUGACUACACCCUGACCCAUGAAGAGCAGGGCGACUUUCUGGAGAAGCAGUACCACACCCUCAAGACCAUGCUGCUUGACCCCUGCCACCUGGUCCGCAUCACGGCCAUCAAGGGGGUGUUCAACAUUCUUUCCAAGUACUGGAUCAUGGUGCCCUCUGAAGUGAUCAAGGCAAUCUUCAAGAUCCUCUUGACUGUCCUUGUGUAUGAUGUAAGCACUGCGGCGGUGCGCGUGGAGGUGCUGAGGGGUUUGACACUGUUGCUGAGCUGUGUAGAUGCAGUUCCCUUCCUGAGCCAAGUGUUGCCGCGACUCGGGAACGUGUUCGAUGAUGCCAAUGCUGUUGUGCGGGAGACCUUUGCCAGGCUGCUUCUCAAGGUCAAAGAAUCCAAGGCACUCAAGUACUGGGACAUUGUGUCUGUAAACCACCUGCUGCACCGUCUGGAGCUAGACAACCCCAAGGUUGCCCAACGAAUCACCCGCCUCCUGCUCACCUCCUUCCACCCACUCGCCAAGGGAGAUGAGGCGUUACUGCAGAGCUCACUUUCAUUGCUGGAGGAAAACCGAAUGGCUGCCCGAAAGUUCUACCAGCAUGCCAGCUCCAUGAUCGGCCUGCCCAAUGUGGUCCACUUUAUAUUGCUCCUGUGGCUUUGUGUUGCCAACCAUAUAGCAAUACAUAGGCAACAGCACUCUGAUGAUGAAGAGGACGACUGCAAUGAAGAUACCAGUACCAACUCAGGGAGGAGAGGCAAACACCACUCCGCCAGAGGUCCUCAGGGGUGUGGACAGGACUCUUCUUUAGUAUCCACCAGCAAUAAGGAAAAUGCUGCUACAGCCGGGGGAAGAGUGAGCAACAGGCCCUUCAUCCAUAGAAAGGACUAUGAUGCCAAUGAAGCCCUUAGAGAUAGCACUGGUGGCCUUGGCAGUAAUGAUGUAGAAAAGGAAGGUGAUGAGGAAGAGGAGAGUGAGAAUGAUGAGGACAAUCCCCUGAACAAUCCUGAGGUGCUCGGAGGCAUCCUGGACACUGUGGGCAUCCUUUGGGCCACCAAUGCCCACAGACUGGCUCUGCCCCAAAACCUGAAGUACCUUGAAGCACUUAGGACGAAGAUAUCUAAGAACUUUCACCACUUCUUCAGAUACUUCAAGGGUAAUGCCGAUGCCUCCCAAACACUGCUCUACAUUGCCAGCUUCCUGCCCAAGUCCUUGGUGCCCACCUUAGUGGGCCACUGCAUGUCUCAGCUCAAAACAGUACAGGCUGAUAAAGUUGUGUCUGGAGAAGACACUUCAUACAGGAACUAUGUAAAUGCUCUUUGUAACUGGAAUCACACAGACAGUGUUUUGGAACUAGUUUCUGAGUGGCUGGAGGAAGGCUUCAAGAGUAGCCUCUCUUUCAGCAGUAAGGAGAAAAGACGGAGUAGGCGUCAAGUUCGUUUCUGUGAAACAAGCAUCCCAAAGCCUCAUGUAGCCCUUCAUUUCCUGCUUCACAUCCUGGAGCACCCUCUUAAUAGGGUGGCCACCCUGCAGAGGUACCGACCCCAGCUACUUGAGGUGAUCCAAGACAUGGCCAAAGUCAAGGACAUGAUAAGCACACGCUUGCAACAGAGUGAGGAGCUGUCAACUUUGUGCAGUGACAAAUUCUUGUGCGAGUGUUGGUCCUUGUACUUACGGCUUGUGGUCGUUUGUCACCAUUGCCCUGCACAGGCCCCAACAGGCAUGCGGGCUAGAAUAAGGAGAGAAGAAGCAGAGGAGGAACUGUACCUGGAUAGUCCUGCUUGCAUCUUAGAGUGUUUGGAAUGGGCCUCAAGUACAGUAGUGCCUUACCUUGGGGAGAGGAGUGGAGGCAAGAGGAGGCUUCAGGACACAGAGGAGAUAUCCACCCUGAUUACUAGCACAUUAAAGAGUUUGGCCACCUCCAGCACUCACCUCCUCAUGAUUGGGGCAGCUAAAGUUCCCUUUGUGUACAUGCUAAAUGGCUUCGUUAAGAUACUCCUAGAAACAGAUAAGAAUGGAGUGCUCUGGGAGGAGGGCUUAUUCCUUGCUCAGGAGGGCUAUGAGUUCCUGUGUGUGUAUGAGUCCAAUGAGGAGAAAGAGGAAAGUGCCGUUACUCCUCUACAGCUUGCAAACACCUGUAUAGCAUCCAUGUCAGAAUACUUCAAGCACCAUGACCAGCUGCCCAAGGAGUGUAAGGAGCUCAACAACACAUUGGUGCAGUUUUUGGUCUGUCUUGGACAGCGUUCACGUCAGAACCAAAGUCAAGUUCUGCAACAGCUGAUGGCUUUUGUGGCUGAACAUCUUAACUGGAGGAUGUCAAAUGACAAUGGAGAGGAGAUGGAAGUUGAGAGUGUCCAGCAGGUUGGGGGUUUUGUCGCCCUUUUGCUGGGUGCCUUCCAGAACCAGACAAAGCUUUCCAUUGCAGUCAUGGAUGCCUUCACACAGUUCCUCACUACAGAUGUCCACGACAUAAAGACAUUCCUUGCUGCAUGUCACCUGCUCAAGGUUCUGCUGCAAGACAGUGGGAAGAUAUCACGCUACAGCCUGAAGCAGGCAGUGACUGCAGCAAGCACGCUCAUGUCUACUAUUAGUUUACCUGAGAGGAGAGGUGAAGAGACAGAUGGAGACUCAACAUCUAAUGUUUAUGAAAAGGAUGCCCAAAAAGCACAAGAGAUCCUGGAUGGCCUUAAAAAUUCUUUGGGUAUUGUAUAGAACUGAGUAAUGGCCUGAUGCAUUAUUCCUGUAGUAAAUAAUUGUUAUAAGCCACGAGAAUUAGCUAUACCAUUUAUAUUAUUUGCUCUGGAUAUUGGAAUAGUUCAGUGCUGUGGUUUGCAGUCCUCCAAUCUUUUCCUUUUGGUUGGAUUUUACAAUACACAGUUAUACAUUGACAUAUUUAUGGAGAAAUGGCUUUCACUUGAACAGUUUUUAGUUUGGCCAAGUUAAAGUUAAUAAGUAUAGUCUAUGCCUUUUGUUGUGCUCUUUUGUCUAUAAUUGUAUGUGAUAUUCGUCAAGUGUAGCUCUGGUUGUUUUUGCAGUCACAUUUUAUUUUAUCCUUUAUUCUUGUGUUCAAUAUUGACAAAUUCAUGGGUAAAAAUUUUUUUUUUUUUUUUUUUUUUU